CAUGCCAUCGUCAUUGGAAACAAAGUGUUUGCCUUUGGAAGGAGAUCGCAGGUCGAUGAAUUAAGACAUCUGGUCAUCUUGCAUGCCAUGUUCAUUGGAAACAAAGUUCUUGCCUUUGGAAGGAGAUUGCAUAGCGAUGGCGAAAGUGGGAAUUAAGAGAACCGCCUUGCCGGACAAAAAGGCCACAAUCCAGCUUAAAAAUGCUAGACUUUUGUAUCCUUAAUGAUUUUAUCUCAGAUGAAGUGAUUAUAAUGAAUUAUACAAAUAACAAUUUUUAAAGUUUAUUCCUAAUCAGUGUCAAUCAGGGACAAUGAAAAAGAGCAUGCCACAUGAUUGUAUAAGAAGCUUAUUGAGAAAAAAGUGAUAUUGAAGGGAAUCAGAGAAGUGGCCUAAAAUGGGUUAGUAUUACAAGGUAUAUCUAUUAACCUUUCAACCUUUUCGACAAAGAAAUUAUAAUGAAGGGAAAGACAUUGUCUGAAAUGGGUAAUGUAAGGAACUUAAUUUUUGCGAAGAAUAGAAUAACAAUGUUUGCAAGUAUUCGAUCGAAUAUUAGCGGUUCCGUGGUUGGGUUGAAUUUGCAUCGCAGUGCAUUGUGGGGUUGUUAUAGAGGAAAUAUUUCCAAGAUGGCGUCUAUUUUGUCCCCUAAAACAGUUCCACAAUGCACUGCAAUGAACUCGACCCAGUUUUUUYCUCGACCUCACGGAAUGCCUAACGGAGUGGGGAUAGUCUUGUUGAUCAACUGGGCCGGGUUGUUCAAAGCUGGAUUAGCGCUAUUCCAGGAUUAACUCUAUAGGUCUUAUUAAGAGUUAACCCAGGAUUAGCACUAAUCGGGCUUUGAACAACUGGGCCCUGAAUAAGUAAUCGCAUGCGUGACGACAUCCGAAAUUUAAAAGAUAUCAAGCGGCAACGGCCAAACUUAAAAUGAGAUCAAUAUCUACAAUUCGACUGGUAUAAAAACAGUUAAAACGUCGAGAGAUCUUCUGAUCUAAGGAAACGCGUUUGUUUAUCACAUAUCCACUAACGGUAGUCAAUAGUAAGAAUUAUAGGAACAAACUAAAACCUCACUGAAAAAAAUAAGGUAUUGAUGAACGAAAAAGUAACUGAGUUACGAAAAAGUGAAGCGCAAACCAACAAUUGUUAAACAAAAGAAGACAUAGAAUCAGCUUAGCAGAUGACAAACCCCAUGCUAUGAUACCAAUGGCUCUUAAGUUUUGAGAGUCAAUAUUUACAGAAUGAGAAAGCCAGAGCAUUAAGGUCCAAUCACUUUGCAGGUAAGCGAGAAGUCUAAGUCAAUAGUUCAGAAAACUAGAUCUUGUCGGUUUCCACAAUUUAUAAUCAAUGCUCAUUCAUGUUUUGUGUUUUCAACAUCGGCCUUGGUACUGAUUAACAGGGAUAGGUGGACGACUGCAGCACGUACCCGAAGUAAAACGAGACAUUUCCUGAAACAUGAGGAGUUUAUAAGAUACCAUGGCGUUCCAGGCAUUACUUAUGGUUUUGAUGAGCAUGAUUCUGAUAGGAUGUACCGCAGACCAGAAUGACUGUCGUAGUGUCCAGUCUAUUGGAAAUCGCAUUCUUCUGGGACACGUGACGAAAACAAUGACAGGGAAAAGUUUUGAGAGCUGCACCAUCGACUGUGAAAAAGAAUCGGAUUGCUUUAGCAUCAACUACCUCACCGUGACAGCUACUUGUCAAAUGAAUAACACGACCGUUAAAUGGUUUCCCGCGGACUUUAUUCCGUGGACAGGUGCUUUGUAUAUGGACAGUCUAGUGCGACAGUAUGAAUCCAACCCGUGUAAUGACAGGACCUCUCCUUGUGAUGGUCUAUGUGUUCCUGUGCCAGGACAACUUCCACGAACUAUUUGCUUGUGUUUAAAAACCCCAGUUUCAAACUGCCAACCAGAUACUCGUAAACCAUCCGCUCUCGGAAUGGAAAAUGGCGUAAUCCAGAACGAACAAAUAACGUCCUCAACUACUGCUGCAGCGAGUACAAACAACAUGAGCAGGCUUAACUGUAACACAGGAUCUUGGACACCAAACACUGAUGACAAACUACAGUGGCUGCAAGUCAGCUUUGUGUCACAAACCAAGGUGUUCACGCAAAUUGCUACUCAGGGACACGGUGUUAACUGGUGGUGGGUGACUCAAUACGCUAUUGAUUUUAAGACAGAGGCUUCGCAUUGGCAGAGCUAUUCUGAAGAUGGUAAUACACUAAAGAUCUUUAUGGGAAACACCGACUUCACAGGUAUUGUAAAGAACUCGUUCACUAAGCCGUUUAUAGCUGACAUCAUCAAGAUAAAACCCUUGGAAUAUGAUGGACGUAUUGCUCUCCGUAUUGAACUUUAUGGCUGUAGUGUAAACUGAUUUACCAACCAUAUAUGGCAUCAUCACUAGCCCGUCCACGGAUGCCAUUGAAAUGGCUGCACAUAUUAAUCUAAUUCAUAUUGGUAACUCAGCUCGCUGCAUGUAAAUCACUUUCGAAUUAAUAUCCAAGCGAGGUUUUUGACGUUCAGAAGAAAGCAAAAUCAUACUGAGCACUGAAGAGUUAGGAUUCCAUUACAUUAAAUACUUCAUUUAACCGGUUGAUCUUCUCGAAACUGAAACAAUGGUUACUGGGUUUUCAUCGCAAGGUCACAACUUUUGCACUGAACAGAAAACUAUAGUAGGGCCUAGUACUGGACCAAGUGGGACGCCAUAAAACAAUUAAAGAAGCAGCGAUAGUCUUGUCAGGACUCAGUGAAGAAAGCAGUCUCACAUGGAGUAUGUCCGCCGUUGAUAGCAAGAUAUUGGUAUCGAUGGCGGCAAAUACUGGCAGCAUUAUACUCAGCCUUAUGGCUCUUCAGGCCAAUAGUCCUCUUUUUAUUGCAUACCGCCAGCGUAUUUCGUGACUACAGACUCAUUUGUAAAGGUUCUGCCUCGUAUAUCGAUCCCGUACCCAGAGCCCACGUUCCUUUUAGUCAGCACCGAGAAAUGAGCUGGCUGACCUUUCAUUGAAUGAUUUAUUCUUAAAAAUGAAGCAAAAUCAAUUGAAUCCGUAGUCAGGGAUCAAAGCGGUAUUUGCCAAUUGAAAAACGAUACAUUUGGUUUUCUGUUCUUCUUUUGGCUUCAUUCAUAGCCUGCAGACACACGGUGCAAGAUUACACAUUACUGGAUUUUUGCAGCGUUUGCCCACACAGCCCCUGAUUCAGGAGCAGAUCCAGGAUUUUUUCAAAGGGGGAGGGGGUUGUAGCAUUGAUUGAGGUGGUGGAGAGAUAUAGCAGACCAAAGGGUUAGGGAGACGAUUAUUUGCUGCAGGCGAGCAUGGUUGUUUCAGGUCUCACACACGGCGUAUAGAAAAAAAAGCGAGCGAAAUGUGUUCGGCACCCCUGUUUUAAUAAAACUCGCGAUGCUGUUGGUCUUGUCAUGAAAAAAAUAAUCUUUUGGUUCCCAUAUCAGAAAUGAACAAGUUUUGCAUUUUUGAACUCCUCAUGUGUAGUUCUUUCAAAUGCGCUAGUUAGAAUUUUCCAUUGAGGAGUAUUUCGAUUUUCCGUUAAAAUUGAUGACGUCAUUGCCCCGCCAAAAAUAUCGAAAUUCAAAAAGAUAAAACGACAGAUUUGUUAGAUUUGAUAAACUCUUCAAUGUUACCAAGUUUCGAGAAAUUUUAAUGAAAUACAAAAACGUUUUGCCGAAAUGAGACAUUUUUUAGCCCUUCUAGCCCGACGUUGUCCAAGCAAGCUGUGUAUUCUUUAUAUUUUCAGGAAAGUUUGAAAGUUCGCACUCACUUCAUAUUGAUUUUGUCUUCAAUUUUGCUCACAAUUCACAAACAUGCUAGUUGUGAUUUCCUUCCUUUUCGACAGACCUUUUGUGAUUGACUUGUCAUUUGGAUAGGGUUGAUUUGUUCCGGAGUCUUUACGCGUAACGGUUCUGAACAUGGCUAAUGAAGGCUGGGUAUGUGAUGCCAUGUAUCAUCGCCAACUAUUCCGGCCAUGCGCCGCUCGCCAAGUCAGCGGAUAUCAUGUAUAAAAUAAAAACCACAGGAAGCCCAAGCUCUCUCAGGCCCGGACUUAGAGAAACAAAACCUUUUGCUACGGUAUUCCUGUGCUUUAAUAGGUAUCCUAUUACAAACGAUGGCAAACGAGAGCUGAGGAUUCCACAGG
Messenger RNA from Actinia tenebrosa (Australian red waratah sea anemone), 4133 nucleotides. Its product is annotated as retinoschisin. Lineage: Eukaryota; Metazoa; Cnidaria; Anthozoa; Actiniaria; Actiniidae. The record is from RefSeq and is a predicted model, not a curated record.